This is a messenger RNA of Lemur catta (Ring-tailed lemur), 5324 nucleotides long. It is a transcript of the gene KRABD3, whose product is annotated as KRAB-A domain containing 1. The record is from RefSeq and is a predicted model, not a curated record. Bases 168 to 3413 code for a protein of 1081 amino acids. Gene Ontology annotation, biological process: regulation of DNA-templated transcription. NCBI's taxonomy places the organism in Eukaryota, Metazoa, Chordata, Mammalia, Primates, Lemuridae. The transcript is spliced from 17 exons.
UCUAUGUACACUAACCAAACUCAAAAAGAACAGAUAGAUAAAUCAGGAUAUGCCAGUUGCUCACUGUACCUUGAAAAAUAGAGCUGACAGUCAAGCUAGAAAUACUCUGUGGCUGAUUUAAGUCUUCGGCCACUUACAGUGGAAUCUGUGUGGGAAGCCAAAUAUUCAUGGACAGUUGCCUGGUGAGCAUGGAGGUGUGUUGGACGAGCUCGACAGCUGGCAUUGUGGAGGUGUCCAUCACUUUCAAGGACUUGGCUGUGCGGUUCUCGGAGGAGGAGUGGCGGCUCCUGGAGGAGGGGCAGAGGGAGUUCUACCGAGAUGUGAUGCGGGAGAACUACGAGACGCUGGUCUCCGUGGGGACAGCUGAGCUGCUUCCCCUCUCUGCUUUCCUGUCACCUACGGAGCCUGGAGGAGCCACGGGCCGAGGGGGCUGCACUGCUGAGGGGCCGGAGCCUGCUGGUGGGGGAGGCCCCCAGGGAGGACAGCCCCGGCACAGCCUGCACCUCACCGCCCUGGUGCAGCUGGUGAAGGAGAUCCCAGAGUUCCUGUUCGGGGAAGUCAGGGGUGCUAUGAACAGCCCUGAGAGUGGGGGAGCCAGCCCGGAUGGGGAGAGAGCGAGCCCCGAGGCACCUGCAGCAGUGGAGCCAGGUCCUCUCCGAGGCCUGCUCAGCUGCCUUCCCAACGUCCCUGUCAGCCGACCCAGCCUGGCCUCCACGCCCACCAACAGCUCAUGCUGCAGCAGCCCACUCGAAGAUGGGGGACAAGGAAGCCCCCUCCCUAUCACAGCUGCUGACAAACCGUGGCCUACAGCGAAGGCAGGCCCAGGAGCCCCAGGCAGGGAGCCCAGCCCGCCUGCCUGCAGCCCCGGCAGGAGGAAGAGCCACAGAAGACAGGAGACAGGGACCUCGGGGGCAGGACUCUCUCCUGGGAACAGCCCCUUGCAAGGCCUCAUCAACUGUCUGAAAGAAAUCCUUGUGCCUGGGCCCCAGCACCCCGGGGCACCCCGGACUGAGCUGCCCCCUCUCCCUGUCCUGGACGCGUCGAGGCUGACCAGUGUGGAGCUGGGGCCCGGGAGCCCACCCCGGGAAGUGAAGACAGAGGCAGCUUCAGGGGAUUGUCCCCUCCAGGGUCUGCUGAACUGUCUGAAGGAGAUCCCCGAGGCCGGGGACAGGCAUCCCAGCACCUCAGGAGCAGGGGACCCAUGGCUACAGGAGGAUGGAGGGGCCUGGAAGAGGAAUUCUGGAGGGUCCGGACACCUCCCGACCCCUGCUCCCCGCCCUGGUCCUGGCUCUGGCGGCGUGCUCUCUGUGAAGGUGGAGGAAUGUCGGGCCCAGAGCCCUCCGGUGCCAGCAUCCUGUCAGCCCAGCAGGCAGACCCUCAGCCCCUCUGCCACUGGAGACACCAGAGGGGUCCCUGGGCCCAGCUGGGGCCCUCAGGCUCAAGCUGCCAGUGCAUCAAGCUCGCCGCUGGAAGCCCUGGAGGCCUGUCUGAAGGGCAUCCCCUCAAGCGGGUUGUUACCUCCCCAGCCACUGGCCACCUCCUGGUCCCAGAGCCCCCAGCCAGGAGACUCCGGGUCCCAGAGGCCUGAGCUGCGGCCCCACAGAUCACACAGUGAAGGGGCAAGCAGGGAGCCGCCUCUGCCUCUAGGCCUGCAGGGCUGUGUGAGAGAGGGCUCCACCGGGCCCCCAGGCCCCCGGCACACGCCCUCCAGCUUCUCCUCAUCCAGCAGCACCGAUGGGGACCUGGACUUUGGGAGCCCUGUGGGGAGCCAGGGGCAGCGGCCCAGAAAAGGAAGCCCACUGGGAAGCUCCCCCCUCCAGGGUCUAGAGAACUGUCUCAAAGAGAUACCUGUGCCCAGGCCACAGCCUACCUGGCCCUGCUCUUCGGCAGCCGACGGGGGUCUGAGGAGAGCAGAGCCCAGGAACUGGAUGGCAGACAAGGAAGGACUGAGGGGUGAGCCCUGUGCGCCAGCCCGUCUCGGGCAGGGAGGGGGAGAAGUGCCCAUCAGGAGCCUCCGUCUGGCCAACCCAGAGGCCUUCACCUCCAGCUCUGUCCCCACCUGCCACCAGCGGGGGCUCAGAGACCCUGGGGCCACCAAGCCUGGAGCAUGGAGGUGGCUCCAAGAUGGGCCAGCUGCUAAGCCCUCCCCACUGCACUGCCUGGAGAACUCCCUGAGAGGGAUCUUGCCCACGAGGCCCUUGCACUUUGCCUGCUUGGCCGGCCCCAGCCCCAGCCCCAGCCCCGGCUCCAGCUCAAGCUUCAGCAGCUCUGAGGGAGAAGACCUGAGGCUGGAGCCAGCGCCCUGGCGGCCACUCCUCCAGGAGCGGGACCGCCCUCCCCACUGCAAGUGUCCUGUCCCUCUGUCCCCGUGCCCUGGCGGAUCCCCCACUAGCAGCAGCAGCAGCAGCCCUGGUGAAGACCCCAGGAGAACAGAGCCUGCGGGCUGCAGCCGUCUCAGUGCAGGGACAGCUGGUGACCCCUGCCCUGCCCCUCCGCUGGAGAGAAGGCCUGGGCCCAGGUUUGGAGAAGCAUCCAGGGGCCUGGAGCCUGGACACGGAAGACCCAGAGCUGCAGCCAGGACCCACGGCAGGCUGCUCCCCAGGGGCCUGCCUGAGCCGCCCAGUGCGUCUCUGCUGCUGGAGCUGCCCUCUCCAGCAGCCACGUUUCCCGCUUUGCCAGCCGCCUCCUCGCGCCUGCCGUGCCCCUGCGGGAAGCCGCUGCAGCAGGAGCUGCACAGCCUCGGCGCUGCCCUCGCGGAGAAGCUGGACCGGCUGGCCACGGCCCUGGCAGGCCUGGCUCAGGAAGUGGCCACCAUGAGGACCCAGGUGAACCGGCUGGGGAGGCGCCCGCAGGGCCCUGGGCCGAAGGGCCAGGCCUCCUGGCCGUGGACCCUGCCCCGGGGACCUCGCUGGGCUAACGGCCCUGGCCACAGACACCUGCCGUACUGGAGACAGAAGGGCCCUGCCAGGCCUAAACCAAAGAUGCUGCGGGGCCAGGCGGAAGGCUGCAGGGCCAGCGGCUCCCCCGCACUCUCCAGAGGGAGGGUCCGCCUGGUGCCUCCGCUGCCUCCGGACAUUACCCUGGCAGAACCUUCUGGGCCCAACCACAGCCCUUCCCAGCAGCCUCUCUCAGCACCCAGCUGCCACGCUGUGCUGACUAUGCACCCUCCCCGCGGACACACUGUGGGCCACCAGAGCCCCGUGCCCCGCUUAGUGCCUGCUGCCUUAUCCGCCCAGACGGCCUCUCCUCCUGCGGCCGGCACAGACGCAGAGCCGCUGGCUGCAGGAGUGGCACCAGCCGGCCUCCCAGACCGGCCCAAGGAGCCGAACAGCCUGUUGGGAGGAGUCCACAGCGCUCUCCAGGAGGAACUCUGGGGUGGUGAACACAGGGACCCAAGGUGGGGGGCCCACUAACUGCAGUCCUCAUCUGCGCAGCCUGGGUGCAGGAGUGGCUUGCACCCGUCGCCCCAGCCCAGGCUGCCCUCUCCCAGGGACGUCUCCCUCUCCGUCUGCUUCCUGGCCCUUCCCACUGCAGGGGGUCCACCCUUUGCCCUGCACCAGGCCCCAGGCAGUGCUUGUGUUCCUCAGCCACACUCUGGCAUUCUUGGCUUGGGUUCAAUCAAACAUUGCUUCUCCCUCCCAUCCUCCACUGGAGGCGCCUGGGCGGUGGUGUGCACACCUGUGCGUGCACACUGUGUGUGCGUACCACGCGUGCACGGGGUGCUCCGUGCAGCCGCAGAUCGGCCUCGGGAGCCCUCUGCCUAACUACCUGCUGUUCCUGAUCCCAGCGCUGCGAAGGCCGGUUCCUGUCUUCCCGGAGUAAAUAUUGGCAAGUUUCAUUUGGGGAGAACUCUGCCCUCUGGUCUAAGCUGAAUUUACCCACGUGGAUUCUAAAAUUAAAGAAGUGAGUUGCUAAGGAAAGGCCCAUGGCUCCUCUUGGAAGGAGCUCGGUGGGGGCCCACUGUGGGACGUGGCCAAGCCAGCUCACGCCUCGACGCCCAGACACCCUGGAGAAGAUCCGACAAUGUGCCCUUAAGGUUGGGGGGAGAAGCCUGGGGAGCGGGAUUCCCAGAUGGCACCCUGGGGAAGAGCCGCACACAUUGCGUUUGCCUCCCAGGCGGCCUCACACAGUGCCACUGAAGUGCCACUGACUGGGCAGCUGAAACAACAGGCAUUUACCGUCUCUCAGUUCUGGAGGCCCCAAGUCCAAGUGCUGUCAGGGUUCGUUCCUUCUGCCAGCUGUGAGGGGGGAUCUGUCCCAGGCCUGUCUCCCUGGCUGAAGAUGGCUGUCUUCAUGUUCACACAGCGUCUGCGCACCUGUCUCCAAAUUUCCCCUUUGUGUCAGGACACCAGUCGUGUUGGAAUAUGGCCCACUGUGAUGAGUUCACUUUAAGUUGAUUCCCUCUCAAAAGACCCCUCUGCAAGUAAGAUCUCAUUCUGAGGUCCUGGGGGUUGGACUUGACAUAUAAAUUUGGAGAGGGGCACGGCGUAGCCUGUAGCACACGUAAGGGCUGGGCCAGUCUUCCUGGGUUUGUCUUGGGAGAUGGCAUGACCAGGUGUCACCAGGCCCACUCUGUCCUGGUAACUGCAAUGCGCCUGCUCCCAGCCCCCGCUGAUGCCUGGCCGUGUGCUGGAACCGGUGUGCCUGCUGUUCACUCGCUGCAAGACCUCCCUCGGGCACAGCCAACCUGGCGUUCCCACCCGAGUCCCUUAUUUAAUUUGAGGAGUGCACAUGUUGCCUGGGAAGGACUGGCCCUGCCCUCAGGCCCCUGGGGAACCUGGGAUGCUAGUGCUGCGGCCCAGUGUGUCCCUAAAAUCAGGGGCACUGGAGCCACACACGGGGCCUGAGUACCCCUCAGCUGGGCGAAGGACAGGCAGCCUUGCCUGGGGGCUUGGGGAACUGAAGGCCGCCUGUCCCUUGCUGCCCCUGCGGAAGGAGCAGGCUGCUGACACAGCGGAGGGGAGGGGGCCAGGGACAGACAGACUGUCAGGAAAGGGGCAUUAAGAUGUGUUCAGCACCAGAAUAAGGCCCAGGAUGGCUGUCUGGAAACUAAUAUUCGUAGGAUGAUGCAAGUAGGAUGUUGUUUAAAAUAAGCAGGCUCUUCACUCAGCCAUGCUUGAAACUGGAGAACAGAAAAGUUCUAGGCUGUCCCCUCCUGAAGAACUCAGAAAGGUGAGUCCAGUGGAGAGCAAUGCUGGGCACAUUUCAGAGCCAAGAGCAAGGGGUGGGACACAGACUUGCAGAGGAGGUUAAGGAGGGAACCCACCCACCCUGUGUGCUGGCCCUGGCUGCGAGGGGAGGAUUCCUGCCCAUCCCACCUGGCU